Messenger RNA from Sinocyclocheilus grahami, 1222 nucleotides. RefSeq names its product neuropeptide B-like. Gene Ontology annotation, biological process: G protein-coupled receptor signaling pathway; feeding behavior. Bases 1 to 471 code for a protein of 156 amino acids. The transcript has 2 exons. The record is from RefSeq and is a predicted model, not a curated record. Lineage: Eukaryota; Metazoa; Chordata; Actinopteri; Cypriniformes; Cyprinidae. Gene Ontology annotation, molecular function: G protein-coupled receptor binding.
AUGUGCAGAACAUUAAUCCAAAAGCUACGAGGCAUCAUAGACCACAUCACACGCGUUUGGGUCCAGUGCGCAAUGGAGAGGUCCGUCAGAUCCGUGCUGGUGUUCGUGGCUGUUUCCAUCCUCAUCUCCAGCCAUCCUACAGACGCCUGGUACAAGCAGUCCACCGGGCCGAGCUACUAUUCCGUCGGGAGAGCCUCGGGUUUGCUGUCCGGGAUCCGGAGGUCGCCGUAUGUGCGCAGAUCUGAGACAGAAUCAGCGCUGGACAGCAGCGAGACCCCCGGCGUCUCCAACAGCGUGAUGCCCGACUUCAGCAGCAGACAAACUCCAGUUCUUAAAAACAUGGCCAUCUGCGUAAAGGACAUUUCUCCAAACCUACAGAGCUGCGAGCUGGUUCAGGACGGUUCAAGCACGUUUCGGUGCAAAGCAGACGUGUUUCUGUCACUCGAUUCGCUGGACUGCUUCUCCCCCUGAGCGGAACCCGUCUCUCUCCCUCCCCGACCCAAAGUCUCUUCCAUUUCAGGAGUAUUUACAGCCAAGGCAGUGAGGCGCGCUGCUGACAUUGAAUGUUUACUUGAUUUCACCAAGGAUGUUCAGCGCUGCUCCUGAAGAUAUACUCUCCAGCAAAGUUUAGUUAUGUACCAAUAAUAAUAAUUUUAAUUUCGAGUGAUAUUAUAAAUCCAUCUACCUUAUUUCGCAGCAGCAAAAGUUCUGUGAAUGUGAUAUAUGAUAAUAUGAGCAAGUUUGCAAUAUCAAGCAGCAUAACGAGCCGCUAAAAAUAAUCGGAAGUCUGGCACAUUCAAGUUACAUAAUGGCCGCGCCCGCUCUUACAUCAAUUAAAAAUAAGUUGGACACGGUUUUGAGAUACACAAAAACCCCUUAUUCUUCUUAAAAUGAAAUUUGGUCAUCAAGACAUAAAAUGUAGGCUACAGUAAAGAGACUGAUUUUAGUUUAGUAUCUAGCAAAGUGAAGUCAAACCGAAUUCAAGUCACUUCUAGUGUGAACACACUUAGUUUUAGCUAUGUUUUGCAGGAAAAUAGAUCUUGGAGAGCAGUUCCGAGCACCCCUGGUUCACACAAUGUGAAGUUCGCUGCUUUAAAUUUGUAAAAGGAAAAAUAGGAAAUCCACAGAAACAAAACGGAGAGGUAUUUUCUGUUCGAUCUGUUCUUCUCUGCGCCCCCCUCCCCCCGCCCCCGUCACCUGUACCUACUUCCAGAUGUAUUAA